UACAAUCGUAAGAAUUACUCUCUAUUCUCUUUGUAAUUUCUUCUUUAUUCUUUCUUUGCUCUGUAACAAUACAGACUUAAAAGGUCUAUUUUUAACAAGUAGUCCCCCAAUAAAAACAACUACUCUCGUUAAAACCCUAAACCACCCUAUUUUAAAGACCCAUAUACCUUUCCAGUGCGUCCAUUGCCGUUGCUGGAUAACCGUUUGCAUUUUGUCAGUUGUUGAAAAUGGUGGUGAGAUUAAGGUUAUCGAGGUUUGGAUGCAAAAACAAACCGUUUUACAGAGUAAUGGCUGCCGAUAGCAGGUCUCCUAGAGACGGCAAACACUUGGAAGUCCUCGGUUACUACAAUCCUCUCCCAGGUCAAGAUGGUGGCAAACGGAUGGGUCUUAAUUUUGACAGAUUGAAGUAUUGGUUAUCUGUUGGUGCACAGCCUUCAGAACCAGUUCAACGUCUUCUUUUCCGAGCAGGCGUAUUACCUCCUCCACCUAUGUUGGCUAUGGGACAAAAAGGCGGCCCACGGGACACUCGAUUAGUCGAUCCUAUGACUGGACGCAUCAUGACUUCUGAAAGUGCCAAUCCAAAAGUUGGUUCUGAAGUUGAUGAAGACAGAUUAGAAUCUGACUAGUAUUUUGUACAACUACAAUUUGAAUAUAUAGUUUUUAGUAUGUGAUGUUGCAGCGCUGAUGUUUGUUGCUAUGUAUCACUGUUUGAAACUUGCACUCUUAGGAUGUGUCAUCUUCAAAGAUGCCCUGAUCAUGUCUCAAUUUUCUCUCGUCUUCCUAAACAGAUAUAUUUUUAACUUAUCUAUGUUUAAAUAAAAAUAGAACCCCUUGGAUGUGAA
Molecule: messenger RNA, 842 nt
Organism: Capsicum annuum
Lineage: Eukaryota; Viridiplantae; Streptophyta; Magnoliopsida; Solanales; Solanaceae
Product: 30S ribosomal protein S16-2, chloroplastic/mitochondrial
Exons: 3
Coding region: 228-626 (132 amino acids)
Biological process (GO): mitochondrial translation
Cellular component (GO): ribosome; small ribosomal subunit
Molecular function (GO): structural constituent of ribosome
Source: RefSeq, a predicted model, not a curated record